CCAUUUGGAUUUGCGUGAAUGUUUGCAAUCUCAGACAAGAACCAUGUUCAAUUAGGUCAAAACAUUUUACAUUUCCACACUACACACCACUAUCCCAGUCAGAAUCCAAAAGAGUUUAUGACAAGAACAAAGUGAUUAUUCAUUAGCAGACACAUUUGAGAGAAAAAUUGUGUUGAUACAGCUCCUCAGCAACUAACGCCCACCAGUUAAACUACAUACUCACGCAUAGGCUGACAUUCAUUUGUUUUUGAGAUAUUGAUCAUGACAUGUUAAAGUACAUGUAUGCAUGCACUGAUGUUCGAUUCAUAUUGUUGCAUAUGACCCUUGAGAUCUGACGUAAUGUAUAAUCUGAAAGCGUGUUUUUGAAAUACGGCUGUUGCAGGUAGUUUCUUGUCUGGAAUUGACCAUGUACGCUUUCGUCGCCUGGCUAGCAGUUUCCGGAUGGGCAAUUGUGUCCGGGAAUCCUGACAGUUGCAAUGUCAGAAGUUUGAUAGAGAAAGGUUACAGAUUGAAAAACGUCAGUUAUAACUUUGCAGUUAAAUCCAGUAUCUUCAGUUGUGCUGCUUCCUGUGUGGCGACAUCUAUUUGUGCUUCAUUUGACUUUGACGAAAGGAGAAACACGUGUUUCCUUAAUUUCAAUGAUUCGUCAUUGGCAUCCCGUGCGCCUGAUCCUGGAUUUCUACACAGUGACAUCAGUGACUGGCCGAAGACUAUAUCCGGAUUAUGCUCAAAGACAUCUUGUGGAUUGUCAGAACACUGUGCUACCUACAGAAACAACAGCACAGCGUGUCACCCUCUCGCGGUUAUUGAUGUUGAGCACGACAUCAGAACAAGCUAUACUUUUCCACACAUGCAUAAGCAGUGGGCAGACGCUCAGCGCUACUGCCAAGAGAAGGGUGGCCAUCUAGCCAUAAUCAAGAAUGUCAUUCAGAACAACUUCAUUCAAGACAUCAUUGGUGCUCUUGGUCAUCACCUCAACCACUACCUUGGUGGUUUCUACAACAACACUGGAGACUGGUAUGAGUGGGUCGAUGGAACAGAGGUUCUCAACAUAAGCUUGUGGGCUCCGGGAGAACCGGAUUAUCAUGAAGGACGCUGUAUGCUUUUGAGAUAUGGCCCUCAGUGGAAAGACAGAUUAUGCACUGAGGAACGUUUGUUCAUAUGCCAGUUUAAUUCGUUUACUUAAUCCGCUUGUGGUCAUAUAACACACACACACACACACACACACACACACACACACACACACACACACACACACACACACACA
This is a messenger RNA of Haliotis rufescens (red abalone), 1267 nucleotides long. Its product is annotated as C-type lectin domain family 10 member A-like. The record is from RefSeq and is a predicted model, not a curated record. The transcript has 4 exons. Lineage: Eukaryota; Metazoa; Mollusca; Gastropoda; Lepetellida; Haliotidae. The coding region runs from base 407 to 1186 and encodes 259 amino acids.